This is a messenger RNA of Condylostylus longicornis, 4760 nucleotides long. RefSeq lists its product as uncharacterized. Lineage: Eukaryota; Metazoa; Arthropoda; Insecta; Diptera; Dolichopodidae. The transcript is spliced from 8 exons. Gene Ontology annotation, molecular function: nucleic acid binding; zinc ion binding. Bases 270 to 4760 code for a protein of 1496 amino acids. The record is from RefSeq and is a predicted model, not a curated record.
AAUUGAAUCAAGACUUUAUUCGCAAGUUUUUCAUGACCAUGUCGAUCAUACAUUGGAAAAGGAAUCAGUAGUCUUAAAUGAUAUUACAUCUGCCACCCCGAAUCAAAAGGUUUUAGCCUUUCAAAAAAAAAGAUAUUGGGAAACCAAAACCUAUUUUAAGUGCAGACGUUAAGCAACAAAAGUCUUCCACAAAGGAACAAGAGACUACAACAAAAGAGAUUUCAUCGUCUUUUUUAAAGCCCUAUGAACCAAUAAUUUUUAAUCCACCAAUGACAAAUGAUUGUAUUAAUACUUCUCAAGCUAAUAAAUGCCAGGAAAGUGUCGUUAGUGAUCAUAACGAGAAUUUAUCUACAGGGAUACAUGUAAAAUAUAAAAAUCACAAAAAAUUAGACAAUAAACAACGAAGAAAACUACAUCAAAAUGCACAGUUAAUCCAGUCUUAUAAAAAUAUUGCUAGCAAAACAAAAAUCACCAUGGCAAAUCAGACAAAACAGAAAAAGUUGGAUUCUAUUAGAAGAAUAAGAGAAAAAAAGGCGAAAUCCAAAAGUGUUCGCGAUAAAAUCAAAAAUGAAGAAAAAGGAAUUGAGGUUGUUUUGUUAGACGAUAGUGAUGUUGAUGAUGAUAAUGACGAUGUUAUAUGUAUUCCUGUUUCACCACCACCAUUGAUUGCAAUAGAUGAAUCUGAUAACGAAAGUAACAAUGUUGAUAAUACAGAAGAUUUAAAAGGGAACUCAUCCAUCGAAAAAGACACUAUUGGUAAUUUAAGUUCCACUACAUUUACAAAACCUAAAAAUAAAAAGAGUAGUUCUGCUCCAGCAUCGAUAGUUAGAAGUAAUGAAUCUUCUCGAUGUACAAGCCCAUGCUCGGUCUUUUCGACUGAUGAUUUCAUUUCUCAAGGAGAAAAAUCGAAGUUACUGAAAACUUCAGUUGUUAAUGAUGAUGAUUUAACUUUAGCCGAAACUGUAGAUUCAUUCGUUUCAAGACAGAACAAAUCAACUACAAUAAUAGAAGAUGAGUUAUCAAAUUUCAAAGCUUGCAACAUGCCACCUCCUUUGGAUGCAGGACCAAAAAAUCAACAGCAAGUAUGUAAGAAAAAAAAGAAAAAGAAUGAUUAUUUGGUUAAGGAAAACGACUUCAGAGCUCUUGAUGUUUAUGAUGAAAGUGAAUCUGAUUUAAGUGUGUAUUCGAAAGGAUCACUAUCAAGCAAAAGACAACUGAAUAAUAAAGGGGAGACGUCUGCGUUAUGCCUAUCAACAUCAUCAUCAUCAUCUUCUUUGUCUGAUUCUUGUCAAGAAAAUAUAAUACAAAAAGUGAAAAGAUUGCGGAAAAGGAGGGUUUCUUCUAACAAAGAAUCAGAUAAAAAAGAUACUGAGUCUGAAAGUGAAAAUGAAAUAAAUAAAACAAGUACAGGCCUUCCGUAUAUAAGUAAAGGAGAAGCCGUAGAGAGUACGAAAAAAAGGCGGAGGGCGUCUGAACCUAAUUUGAAUAUUGCAAUUGACGUUAAUUCUUCGGACAAUGAAUUUAUUUCGAAGCUAAGUAAAAUUGUACACAAAAAUAAAGAAGAAAAAAUUCCUGACUCUGCAAGGAAUAUGGAGAAUAUUCGUAACGAAAGCGACGUAUCAGAUGAUGCAAGGGAAUGUGUGACCGCAAGAAAAAUUGCUGAAGAUGUCAUAAAAAAAUCACAGCAAAACAAAUUUGAAAAAACUAAACAUGAAUCACGGUCUACAAAUAUUAAAGAGUCAUCUGAAACAAAUGUAAUUUCUGACAAGGAUUCCCUCGAAGCUCAAACAGAAAUUGAAGAUAUGAGCAGAGAACCCGCUAAAAAUGAGCAAAUAUUAAAAGCAGCUUUUGAGGAAAUCGAUAAUCUUACUUUUAGCUCUAAAAUUUCUAGGGAGUUAACACCAGAAAUGGUUUCUCUUGAUAUAACACAAAGUGAUAUUGAAGAUAACGACCAAGAUAAAGAAGUGGAGAAUAAUGAAAUGAAUUUUGAAGAAAACUCAACUGAAGUUAAUGGCAUUGUUUAUUAUAGAGUUGAUUCACAUACAACUGACAACAUAGGAUGGUGUGAAGAAAUGUAUCGUUUUUAUAAUAUGUCGUGGGGUGGUGAAAAUUUUUCUGUUAAAAAGAUGAAACAGACAUUAGACCGAAAAGCUAAUUGGAAUAUAAAUUCAAGCGAUCGUUUCCCAAAAUUUACUAAAUCAUCGAGAAUGAAGUGUUUCAAUUGUUGUGAAUUUGGUCACAUUUCAGCAAGAUGCACGAGACCGAGAAAACCUAUUGUCUGCUAUAUGUGCGGCGAGCAUGGACAUCGUGAACCACGAUGCCCAAAUACAAUUUGCUUAAAGUGUGGAUCAAAAACCUCAAGUUACACAAGGCAAUGUGUUAAGUGUAUUUCACAAAACAAGCAAACUUGUUUUAUUUGUAAGUUAAGUGGUCAUAAUGUUACCUUGUGUCCAGAUAAAUGGAGAAGAUAUCAUUCAACAGUUAAUCCGAACUCUGAUCUCAAUAGUAAUGUAAAAUACAGCAACAUAAAAUAUUGUUCUGUGUGCGCAGGCCGUGGUCAUUUUGCAGAGACAUGUAGAUUUGCAAAAAUUUAUUUAGAAUAUUCUCCAAUAUCAACUCAAAUAAAGUCUUAUGUCAAACCUAUACAGAGUCAACCAAAUCCUUCUUUACUAUCCAAAAGUACGAUAACAUAUAACUUACUACAUCAACCAAAUAGCAAUUUACGCUUUACUUUCUCUUUUAAUAAAAAAUUUAAAUUAAACCAAUAUUAUGGAAGAUUUUUAAAAGCUGUUAAGUUGGAACAUUUAGUUUAUAAUUUGGAUUUAAAAAAAAAAAAUGAGAAAAAAUUGCUUAAUAUUAGUGAAAUAUCAAAUGAACCUAAGAAAAAAACAGUUGAGCAUGAGUUUAAAUCACCAAUAGCAACAGAAAAGAGCCUUGCUUCAAAUGAGGAAAAAAGUAAAAUAUCAGAAAAGGAUAAUGAGUCAGAAGAAAAAGAUGCAAUAAGUUCAGUUUCUAAAGAUUUUGUAUGUGAUUCGGAUUCGAAUUAUAGUUUUUCGGACCAUUUUGAUGUUCCUAAAUCAACACCUGCUAAAUCAAAGUCAACUGAAGCAACAUUUAAUUUCAAGGAAAAGACAAAAGAAUUAGAUUUAAGUAAACCUCAAAGGAUAUCUCGUCCAAUGGGUGAUUUAUUAGAUUUCAUACCUUUAAGCAGUUCUGACAAAGAAGUAAUUGAUAAUGUUCAAACUGAAGAAAAGGAAAAAAAUGACGACAAUUUGGAAAAAGAACCUAAUGAAAAUGAAAAUUUCAUUGAAUUUGUUCAAAAUAAUGAAGAGGAUUCUACAGAAGAGAAAGAUGAUGAAGAAGAUAUCACAACUGGAAUCGGGAUAUCGCACAAAUUUAGAAAUAUUUCUGAAAGUGAUGUUGAUGAAAGUACAUUUCCAGAAGCACCAUGUUUCGGAAAAAUAUUUUUACCUAAAAAUUUCAGUGAUUAUUUGCUUUCUCCAAAUGGAAAUAAAUUUUUAAUAGAAAAUUCCAAUAAAUAUAAUAUUAAAGCUAGUAUUGAUUGGACAUCGGUUGGUAAUGUACUUGUACUUGAAGGUUUAAAAGAAAAUCAAAAUCAAUUCCAUAUAAAACUUAUGCUAGAAUUACGUUCGUUACCUAAGAAAAUUAAAAAUGAUUUAUUAGAACAAAGUUUACGUGUACCAAAGAAACGUUCAGUAUUGAUAAAAUUUUUGCAGGAUGAUUUAGAGCGUUUAGAUAGUAAAAUUGGAAAUGUUUUUGAUUUACAUAAACAAUUGCAAUUAUAUGAGCAUCAACAAUCAAAAAAUGGUUUAAGACAAGCUCAAAAAAUUCGUACAAAAUUAAAUAUGAUAUUACUUGGUCAAGCUGGUUUACGUGAUGGUAAAAUUAAUUUAGAAAUAUUAAUGAAACAUUUAAUACAACUAAGAAAAGAAAAUUCAAAUCAAAAUCAAAAUAUAUUAAGUAUUGUAACAUCUCAAAUAAGGGAUGAAAUUGAUAAAUCAUGGAAAUAUAUAUUCUCUCCAAUAGAACAUCCAAAUUAUAAUGAAUUAAUUGAUGCUUAUUAUGCAAUGAAACGUCAUAAUGCCCUACCAUUAUUAAAAAUUCGUGAUAGAAUAAAACAGGGUAAUUCAUCUCUUACAAUAAAAUCAAUUACAAAUACAAUAAAUGAAAAUAAAUCUGAUAAUCUUAAUAAAAUGGAAUUAGAAAAAUCUCAAAAUCAAUUAAAAAGAAAAGAAAAUCUUACUGGAUUUGAUCAACUUUUAAAUGUUAAAAUACCAAAAUUAUUUUUAAAUAUAACUGAUUCAAAUUCAAAUAGUUUUUCAACAUUUUUAAAUCAAAAUCAAAUAAAUAAUAAUAAUAAUAAUAAUAACACUAACAGUAAUAAUAAUAAUAGUAAUAAAAAUGAUAAUAAUACAAUAGAAAAAUCUGUUCAAAAUAAUUUAUAUUUUGCAAAUUUAAAUAAAAUUGGACAAUUAUUGGAUGAAAUAAAUAAUCAAAAAAAUUCUCAGAUUGAAAAGAAACCAUUAUUAAGUGCAAAAAUGCCAAGUCCAUUUUGGUCAAAAGAAUCUAUAAAACAUUUAAAUGAAAUUUUAAAUAAACAUAAUUGGAAUGAUGAUAUCAAAAAAAAAAUUACAAUAGCUUUAAAUAAUUCAAAAAAUGGUUUAUUAUCACAUAGUGAUUAUAAAAAUAUUGUAUCAAUUAGAAAUAUUGUAAAUUCUCUAAUAUUACAGAUUUCAUAA